Lampris incognitus (smalleye Pacific opah) is the source of this 1740-nucleotide messenger RNA. RefSeq names its product methionine sulfoxide reductase B2 (gene msrb2). Gene Ontology annotation, biological process: protein repair; response to oxidative stress. Gene Ontology annotation, cellular component: cytoplasm. Bases 700 to 1266 code for a protein of 188 amino acids. Gene Ontology annotation, molecular function: peptide-methionine (R)-S-oxide reductase activity. The transcript is spliced from 5 exons. The record is from RefSeq and is a predicted model, not a curated record. Lineage: Eukaryota; Metazoa; Chordata; Actinopteri; Lampriformes; Lampridae.
GUCACAGCCGCGAUGUGAACUCGUGUAUUCCGCACCGCGGGCGACAAACGAUAAAUAGUCGACCAAAGGGUCCGACCCGUUAGCCAAGGGCUACCGAGCCUAUCCAUCCGCGAUCGUUAAAAGUUUCAUCUUCCUAGGCGGUGCGGUUGAUAAGUUAUUAAAAACAAUAUUCCUAAUUAUAUCACAGUGUUGAAUGUGUAAGUUGUUGACGGUCCCUAACUUGCAUCGAUAGCACUUCCGCUCCACCAAGCGGAUAUCGACUUUUCUCCACCGGCCGUGGUAUGCCGAGGGCCGCUGUGUCGUUCACCCAGUCGAUAAACCUUGUCUGCUCUCCUUGGAACAACCCAAUAUCCACCUGGCCUCUCACACCGACUCGGCAACAACGCCGGCCGGACCGGCAAGACAGCUUCCCCUGCCGGCUGAAGUGAAUAUUCGUGAAAUCCAAUAUCUUGUCUCUUCACCUCAGUUAAUCACUACCUUAACCGCGGACUACAGCGGUGCGUUUCAUCGCACAUUGUACAGCAAUAAAGGGGCGCUAAACCACGUCAACUCUGACCCACAUCAUCGUCAAAACUCGUCAGUCGGUGCGUCGAUGCCCCACAUCCGCCACAGUCUGAGCAUAUGAGCACACCAAAGCGCAACACUUAGCGGCAGCAGGCAGAACCAGGGAGGACUAGGACCAAACUACAGGAGGACACCAUGUCUCGUGUUCUGACUCAUCUCUCCCGCGUCAUUUCUCGGCAAGCAUCAGCCAGGUCGGUUUUACCGAAGAGAGUCCCGGUGUUCGUCCGCUCUGUCUCCACGAGUCCAGGCUUGCGGUCUCUAACUCGUUAUGAUGAGUCUACAGACUGGCAAAAGAAACUGACUCCAGAACAGUAUGUAGUCACCAGAGAGAAAGGCACAGAGUUGCCUUUCAGUGGGAUCUACCUUAACAACAACGAGGUGGGCAUGUACCACUGUGUCUGCUGUGACUCUCCACUCUUCAGUUCAGAGGCCAAGUAUGACUCUGGUACAGGGUGGCCCUCUUUCAAAGAGGCUCAUGGGACAUGGGAGCAUGAUGAGAGCCACACCUCCAUCACCCGCCGCCCUGAUAACAGCCUGGGGAGUACAGGGACAGAGGUGCUGUGCAAAAACUGUGACGCCCACUUGGGCCAUGUGUUUGACGAUGGACCAGAUCCAACAGGCCAGCGGUUCUGCAUCAACAGUGUGGCCCUCAAUUUCAGACCCAGAGAAAACGGCAAACCCAACCAGUGUGACAAUGAAUAAAACUGCCAAGAACCACUUCAGAGCAUUUGGACCACUGAAAACAGGGCUUAUUUUAAUCCAGCUAAUAAAUAUAGAAUCCCAGUGUGUUGACAUAGGAGUUCGGAGGAUUUAUGCUGAGUUCGACAGUCAUUGUUGAAUGACAAGCUUAAACUCUUUUGUUUGUGGAGAGAAGCCUACAAACCAGCAGAAUACCCAUCUGUCAACCAAGACCCGAAGUGCACAACUGGGUAUAUAUAUAUAUAUAUAUAUCACUGAGCCCUACGUUCUCAUUAAUCCCUCACCAAAAGUGGAACCUGCCACUUUGUGUAAAUCACUGUAGUACAGUUGUUUUUUGAUGUCAUUGACUCAAGUUUUUAUGUUUAUUGUGUUGUGCAUCUCGUCCUCUGAAUGUAGAGAUUAAAUUGGCAAUGCAUGUCACUUUGCAUUGGUAUGUGGGUUCUUCUGACGACUGGUGUAAUAAAAAAUGAAUUCAGA